Molecule: messenger RNA, 784 nt
Organism: Schizosaccharomyces octosporus yFS286
Lineage: Eukaryota; Fungi; Ascomycota; Schizosaccharomycetes; Schizosaccharomycetales; Schizosaccharomycetaceae
Product: NatC N-acetyltransferase complex catalytic subunit
Exons: 2
Coding region: 112-561 (149 amino acids)
Biological process (GO): N-terminal peptidyl-methionine acetylation
Cellular component (GO): NatC complex
Molecular function (GO): protein-N-terminal amino-acid acetyltransferase activity
Source: RefSeq, a predicted model, not a curated record
GUUUUACAAAACAAAAUAGAGCAUGCUUGGUGUGACUCAGAUGUAAUAAAACACUACCCAAGAAUGACCCUGCCAAACUGCCGCUUUGGCUAACGAAGCUCAAAUUAAGCAAUGGUUGAAAUUGUUCCCUAUCAUCAUAAAUAUUUGGAAGAAGUCUGCCAACUUAUAAAAAAAGACUUGAGUGAGCCUUAUAGUAAAUACGUUUACCGGUAUUUUGUACAUCAAUGGCCUGAAUACAGUUUUGUUGCUUUACUCGACGGACAGAUGGUCGGUGCUGUUAUAAGCAAACAGGAUAUCCAUCGUGGACAAAGUCUUCGAGGCUACAUCGCUAUGCUCGCUGUCAAAGAUUCCCACCGAGGCAAGGGUAUUGCAACUCUAUUAACAAAGGCGAGUUUAAAUGUCAUGAUUGAAAAGGGUGCCCAAGAAAUCGUUUUAGAAACUGAAGUGGAUAAUGAUGCAGCAAUGUAUUUCUAUGAACGACUAGGCUUUUGCAGGUACAAACGACUCUUUCGCUACUAUCUAAACGGAACAGAUGCAUUUCGCUAUAUAUUGUAUCCUUAAGGCCGCUACACAGAAUUCGAUGUUUGUUACUGUCAAAGAGAUACUCGGCUACUAUACUAGGAAAUCAGGGAUUUAUAAAACAGAUAUAUGUGAUUAAGAUAUCCAGUUAUGACUUUAAUGUAUCAAACGUUCUUUCGACAUCUUACCGUAUUAUUAAAGCCUAUACUGCUUCAUUUAAAAUUAAAAAACCAUAAUAUUAGUUGCGUGAAACAAUAAAAACAAA